GAGCUUUGAUAUACAGAAUAAUUCCGCCUAUGGAUCAGCUGAUGAAAACUAAAUUAAAAAUGGCGCAUGGUGUAACUAUGUUGGUCGUCUUUGCUAUGAUGAUUGUAGCCCUGAAGGCUGCAUUCGACAGUCACAAUCUGAAAACCCCUCCUAUACCAAACAUGUACACUCUUCACAGCUGGAUAGGUCUCACGGCAGCUGUUCUUUUCGGACUUCAGUGGAUUUCAGGCCUUACAGUGUUUUUAUUUCCUAUAGCUGGCCCUAAACUUAGAGCUAACCUACUACCCUUUCAUCAGUAUUACGGAUCCUGUAUAUUCGGUUUAGUGAUUGCUGCAUCUUGGAUGGGUCUUCUGGAAAAAUCUAUUUGGGCGAUAUCUGAUUACUCCAGUAAAACUGGGGAGGGUAUUCUUGUGAAUGUUCUUGGGCUAAUGAUUCUCUUCUUUGGACUCGGAGUUACGUUUAUGCUCUCAAAAUUUGAUAAAACUAAUAAAGAGUUAUAAAGGA
This is a messenger RNA of Eurytemora carolleeae, 504 nucleotides long. Its product is annotated as cytochrome b reductase 1. Bases 30 to 500 code for a protein of 156 amino acids. The record is from RefSeq and is a predicted model, not a curated record. The transcript has 5 exons. Gene Ontology annotation, molecular function: oxidoreductase activity. Lineage: Eukaryota; Metazoa; Arthropoda; Copepoda; Calanoida; Temoridae.